CAUCACCUUCCAACAAUCUCCCUCACUCCCACACGACAAGAGGUGCACCGUUUGAUGAGCAUUGCCUCGUCUGUAUUCGGCAUCAGCAUCAGCAUCAGACUCGUAUCCCUCUCGCACGCACCAAAGAUCCACCCACCCACCUCUCUCACCCUCCCUCGCUUCUUUUCCACCUCCCCCACCCCACUCACAAAGAAGAGGAUGCCGCCCAAGAAGCAGCAAGUGGUGGAGAAGGCCAAGUUGGGAAGGCCUUCCAACAACUUGAAGAUGGGAAUCGUAGGUGUGCCCAACGUCGGAAAGUCGUCGCUGUUCAACACCAUUGCAAAGUGUGAUCUGGGCAAGAGCGCAAACUUCCCCUACGCCACAAUUGACCCCGAGGAGGCUCGUGUGCCGCUACCCGACGAGCGCUUCCUGUGGCUCGUGGAAAAGUACAAGCCAAAGUCAGAGGUACCCGCUUUCCUCACCUGCAUCGACAUUGCAGGUCUCACAGCAGGCGCUUCUACCGGAGCUGGUCUCGGUAACGCCUUCUUGUCUCACGUUCGUGCCGUCGAUGGAAUCUUCCAAGUGGUUCGAGCUUUCGACGAUGCAGAGGUCAUUCACGUCGAGGGAGACGUCAACCCCACCCGUGACAUGGACAUCAUCUCCACUGAGCUGCGACUGAAGGACAUCGAGUGGCUGGAGAAGGCUCUGGAGACUGCCAAGAAGAAUGCUCGAGGUUCCGGUCCCAAUAGUCUCGAGGGCAAGAGGAAGGCAGAGGAGAUUGCAACGAUGGAGAAGGCUCUCAAGGCCCUCACCGAAGAUAGCCAAGACGUCCGCAAAGUCGACUGGUCGCCCAAGGAGGUCGAUGUCAUCAACUCACUGUCGCUGCUGACUGCCAAGCCCGUCACCUACCUAGUGAACCUCAGCGAGAAGGACUACGUCCGCAAGAAGAACAAGUGGCUGCCAAAGAUCAAGGAGUGGAUUGACAAGAACAACCCAGGUGAUCAGCUCAUCCCCUUUUCCGUCGCACUGGAGGAGAGGCUAGUCAACCUUAGUCCUGCAGAGGAGAAGGAGGAGUUGGCCAAGCUGGGUGAAAAGGUCACCGGAGCUUUGGGCAAGAUCACAAAAUCCGGCUACGACGGUCUAGACCUGAUCAAGUAUUACACAUGUGGACCGGACGAGGUUCGAGCCUGGACCAUCAGGCGGGGUCUCAAGGCUCCUCAGGCGGCUGGAGUGAUCCACUCUGACUUUGAGAACAAGUUUGUGUGUGGAGAAAUCGUGUCGAUAGAGGAUAUCCAACAGUAUGGUAGUGAAGCCGAAGCUAAAGCGGCUGGCAAGUUGAGGCAACAGGGAAAGACGUACGAGGUACAGGAUGGAGACGUUUGCCAUUGGCAGGUGGGUCGAUAGAUGGAUUGAAAUGGUUGUUGCCUUG
Microstroma glucosiphilum is the source of this 1408-nucleotide messenger RNA. Its product is annotated as GTP-binding protein YchF. Gene Ontology annotation, molecular function: ATP binding; GTP binding; ATP hydrolysis activity. The transcript is spliced from 3 exons. The record is from RefSeq and is a predicted model, not a curated record. Lineage: Eukaryota; Fungi; Basidiomycota; Exobasidiomycetes; Microstromatales; Microstromataceae. Gene Ontology annotation, cellular component: cytoplasm. Bases 55 to 1383 code for a protein of 442 amino acids.